Seminavis robusta is the source of this 432-nucleotide messenger RNA. Lineage: Eukaryota; Bacillariophyta; Bacillariophyceae; Naviculales; Naviculaceae. The record is from the annotation of a GenBank genome assembly.
AUGGCGCCAUCCCAAUCAGUUCAAGUCUUCGGAAAGAAGAAAACCGCCACAGCAGUGGCCUUUGCCAAGCAAGGUCGGGGUUUGAUCAAGGUUAAUGGGCAGCCCAUUGAGAAUGUGGAACCAGAGGCUCUUCGCCUGAAGGUCUUUGAGCCUGUCCUUGUGGUCGGACAAGACAAGUUCUCCAACCUCGAUAUUCGCAUCCGCGUCAAGGGUGGAGGUAUCACUGCACAGAUCUACGCCAUCCGAGCGGCUAUUGCCAAGUCCAUUGUUGCCUACCAUGCUAAAUACGUCGACGAGAGCUCAAAGAACGAGCUUCGAAAGACCCUCAUCGAAUACGACCGAAACCUGUUGGUUUCUGACCCACGUCGCUGUGAACCCAAGAAAUAUGGUGGUCGCAGUGCCCGUGCCAGGUUCCAAAAAUCUUAUCGUUAG